Molecule: messenger RNA, 3053 nt
Organism: Mastomys coucha (southern multimammate mouse)
Lineage: Eukaryota; Metazoa; Chordata; Mammalia; Rodentia; Muridae
Product: pre-mRNA-splicing factor ATP-dependent RNA helicase DHX16
Exons: 1
Coding region: 1-2970 (989 amino acids)
Cellular component (GO): intracellular anatomical structure; catalytic step 2 spliceosome
Molecular function (GO): ATP binding; RNA binding
Source: RefSeq, a predicted model, not a curated record
AUGGCGACGCCCGUGGAUCUGGAGCCGUGGGUGCAGGAGGAGCUGCACUCGGUGCUGGGGCCAAGCAAGGGGUACAUUGCGCGCUUCCUGAUCGCCACAGCGCAGCACUGCUCCUCCCCCGAGGAGUUUGUGCAGCAGCUGCGCAACACCAACACCCUGGACUUCUGCGGGCCUGACUUUGCUCUGAGGCUCUGGAGCAAGGUCCCAGGGAAGGCUGUGGUGGAAAAGCCAGCUCGGGUAGCUGAGCAAGAGGCCCGAGCCCUGUUGGAGAAGAACCGUUCUUAUAAGUUGUUGGAAGACUGCAACAGCGAGAGUGGCGAGGAGGUAGUGGGCAGGGACGGGAGCAGCCUCCAGAAGAAGCGGAAGAGACAGAAACAACUCCAGAAGAAACAUCAGGAAGAGGAGGAAGAGUCAGUCAGGAAGAAGACUAGGGGGAGUAAAUCGCCCAGGGAGGAGGCUCAGAAGCGACUCAAGAUGGCUGAGGAAGACCGGAAAGCCAUUGUCCCUGAGCUCCGGAAGAAGUCUCGUCGGGAAUACCUGGCGAAGAGGGCGCGGGAAAAGCUGGAGGACCUGGAGGCGGAACUGGCUGACGAGGAGGUCCUGUUUGGGGACGUGGAGCUGAGCCUCCAUGAGCGCAGGGAGCUCAAGUAUAAGCGACGCGUGCGGGACCUGGCUCGGAAGUACCGGGCAGCGGGCCAGCAGGAGAAGCUGGAGGCCACUAAUCGCUACCACAUGCCCAAGGAGACCCGAGGACAGCCAGCUCGAGCUGUGGACAUCGUCGAGGAGGAAUCGGGUGCUCCGGGAGAGGAGCAGCAGCGCUGGGAGGAGGCCCAGCUGGGUGCUGCGUCCCUUAAGUUUGGGGCCCGAGAUGCUGCUGCACAGGAGCCCAAGUACCAGCUGGUGCUGGAGGAGGAGGAGACCAUCGAGUUUGUCCUUGCAGCUCAGCUCCAGGGUGACGAGGAGCCGUCGUCAGGCCCACCUCUGUCAGCCCAGGCCCAGCAGAAGGAGUCCAUCCGGGCUGAGCGCCGCAGCCUGCCAGUGUUCCCCUUCCGAGAGGAGCUCCUGACCGCCAUUGCCAACCACCAGGUCCUCAUCAUCGAAGGCGAGACCGGCUCUGGGAAGACUACGCAGAUCCCACAGUACCUCUUUGAGGAGGGUUACACAAAGAAGGGCAUGAAGAUUGCUUGCACCCAGCCUCGGAGAGUGGCGGCCAUGAGUGUGGCAGCCCGAGUGGCCCGGGAGAUGGGUGUGAAGCUUGGGAAUGAGGUGGGCUACAGCAUCCGGUUUGAGGACUGCACAUCAGAGCGAACAGUUCUCCGCUACAUGACAGACGGAAUGCUACUCCGGGAGUUCCUCUCUGAGCCUGACCUUGCAAGUUACAGUGUGGUGAUGGUGGAUGAAGCUCACGAGCGGACCUUGCACACAGACAUUCUCUUUGGAUUGAUCAAAGAUGUUGCUAGAUUCCGACCGGAGCUCAAGGUCCUGGUGGCUUCAGCCACACUGGAUACUGCCCGCUUUUCUGCCUUCUUUGAUAACGCCCCUGUCUUCCGAAUCCCUGGACGCAGGUUUCCAGUUGACAUCUUCUACACCAAGGCCCCAGAGGCUGACUACCUGGAAGCCUGUGUUGUGUCAGUGCUGCAGAUCCAUGUGACUCAGCCCCCUGGGGAUAUACUGGUGUUCCUGACAGGGCAGGAGGAGAUCGAGGCUGCCUGUGAGAUGCUCCGGGACCGCUGCCGCAGACUGGGCUCCAAGAUCCGGGAGCUCCUGGUGCUGCCCAUUUAUGCCAACCUGCCGUCACACAUGCAGGCUCGCAUCUUCCAGCCCACACCCCCUGGGGCCCGAAAGGUGGUUGUGGCAACAAACAUUGCAGAAACUUCCCUCACCAUCGAAGGCAUCAUUUAUGUGCUGGAUCCAGGGUUCUGUAAGCAGAAGAGCUACAACCCUCGCACAGGCAUGGAGUCCCUAACGAUCACACCCUGCAGCAAGGCUUCUGCCAAUCAGCGGGCUGGCCGCGCAGGCCGAGUGGCUGCAGGGAAGUGCUUCCGCCUGUACACAGCCUGGGCCUAUCAGCAUGAGCUGGAGGACACCACAGUUCCUGAGAUCCAGAGGACAAGCCUGGGCAACCUUGUGCUACUGCUAAAGAGCUUAGGCAUCCACGACCUGGUACACUUUGACUUCUUGGACCCUCCACCGUACGAGACCCUGGUGCUGGCUCUGGAACAACUUUAUGCCCUUGGCGCCCUCAACCACCUAGGAGAACUCACCACAUCUGGUCGAAAGAUGGCAGAGCUGCCUGUGGAUCCCAUGCUGUCUAAAAUGAUCCUGGCCUCCGAGAAGUACAGCUGUUCUGAAGAGAUCCUGACCGUGGCUGCUAUGCUGUCUGUCAACAAUUCCAUCUUCUACAGGCCCAAGGAUAAGGCCGUCCAUGCCGACAAUGCCCGUGUCAACUUCUUCCUCCCUGGUGGGGACCACCUGGUUCUGCUAAAUGUGUACACACAGUGGGCUGAGAGUGGCUACUCUUCCCAGUGGUGCUAUGAAAACUUCGUACAGUUCAGAUCCAUGCGCCGAGCCCGGGAUGUGCGGGAACAGCUGCAGGGGCUCUUGGAGCGUGUGCAAGUUGGCUUGACUUCUUGCCAAGGUGACUACGUUUGUGUGCGAAAGGCCAUCACUUCGGGUUAUUUUUACCACAUAGCGAGGCUGACUCCAAGUGGCUACCGCACAGUGAAGCAGCAACACACAGUGUUUAUUCAUCCCAACUCCUCUCUCUUUGAACAACAGCCACUACCACGCUGCUUGCUCUACCAUGAGCUUGUCUUUACCACAAAGGAAUUCAUGAGACAGAUAUUGGAGAUUGAAAGCAGCUGGCUUUUGGAAGUGGCUCCCCACUUCUAUAAGGCCAAGGAGCUAGAAGAUCCCCGUACCAAGAAAAUGCCUAAAACAGUUGGCAAGACUCGAGAAGAGCUGGGCUAGAGAGUGACAUGGACUGAGCCUCGCAGCUCUUUUUUUCCUUCCAUACUUUAUUUAAUAUCCAGUAAAUAAAAUUAUUUUUGGAA